ACCACAUGCUGCUUGUUGCAAGUAUACAGUGUACAUUUAUAUAGCCAACACCUUGCCCCGUGGUAGCAAGAGGCUUCCCGAUGCCUCGCAGCCAUUUCCAAACACCCUUUUCGGCCCGCAUAAGCGCAGCGUUAGUCAAAGCAGCAGGCACACUGCCACAUAUGACUGCCAAAUGAACAGUCAAGCCCGUGCCGGUGCGGUGAAGUCGGACAUUAGACACCGGUACUAGGAAUGGAGCCGUGGAGCUUUGGUGGUGAGGUCGCUGGCGCUCCGGAGGCAGCAGUACACGUGCAGCAUCUCCGCCAACUCUUCCGGCAGGGCCGUACAGCUGCAGCUACCACCUUCGGUCCCUCCAGCAUCAGCGGUAGGGUAACCGUUGCCCAUUUCCAGGAAGGCCUUUCACAACAGCAGCUCACGGGGAGUUCAACCGCCGGUGCUCACGUCCACGACCCCACGACCAACCUCCUAGCUUCAAAGGCUUCUGCUUUCCAUUCCACCUUCUCUACCCAGCCAGUCAGCCAAAGUUAUGGCACCACCACUGCCACAGUCUUGGGCGUCCCAUUGCGGAACACGAACGAUGGAAGCCUCGGCCUUCGUAGCGUUGGUGGAGGCAUUGACAACAGGGGUUCUGGCAGCGGUAAUUGGGGCCUCAUUGGCAACAGCAGCAGCAGCAGUAGCAUCACAGCUGCCGGGACACAGGAGAGGGGCAACUACAGCGAUGCAGCCGCAGCAAUUACACGCCAGGUAGAAGAACUGAGGAAGCAGUGGCAUGAAGACCAGCAGCGGCAGCAGCUCUUCAACUGGCAACAGCAAGAACAACAGCACCAGUAUCAGCUCCAACAACAAGAGGAGCAGCGGCAGCUUCCUCGCCAGCAGCAGCGGGACGCGGGUCGGUACGGCGACGACCGCGCUGUACGGCCUGUCACCAGCGCAACAAGCAAAGCCAGCACCCCGCUGUACAGCUUUGGACACAGCAAGCCAACCACCUACACAGCAGUGCGGAACCUCAGCUUGUCGGGUAACGAUGCAUCGAACCGCCUCCCCCACCGCGCCACCGACAGUCGGGAACUCCCCACCGCACCUGCCACCUCCCGCUUACCUAAACCGGCGCCGCCCAAGCCCAUCUACGCCCCGGACCUCGGACCCAACCUUGACAGCCGCCUGCCGGUGUUCCUCAAUGCCGCCAACGUCCCUCGCCGCCAACACCGCCCCAGCCGGGGGGCACACGCCGGCGCCGCUAGCGCUGCCACCGGCAUCAGCGGCGUGGGCAACAGCCGCGGCGGCACUGCCACUGCCACUGCCGGAAACGUUGGAAGCUCUAACGGUGGAAGCGUUAGCGGCGUGGCGGCGGCCGCAUGGGGCUCCGCACUCCGGGACCACACGUCUAGCACCCUAGCCAGGGUCAACAACUCCAGCCGCCCGCUUCCUCGGGCUGGGGCUCUAGCAGGCGGCAGCUACCUCAGCAGCGGCAGCGGCACUGCGGCCGAGCAGGCCGGCGGUGCUGGGGUGGCGCACGGCAGCAGCAGCGGCACCAGCAUGAGUGAGGGCGCCCUGGCGGCGCACAGCAGCUUGGCCGUAUCCACGGAUCCUGGGGGGAAGCCCCAAGCUGCCAACCAAGGUGUUGCAACCGGCGAGGGCACAGCUGGGGAGGCUGGAGGUCCGGCUGCUGUCGGUGCCAGCGCUGGUACCAAGCGGCCGGCUAGCCGUCCCGCCAGCCCAUGGUUUCGGAGCCAGGGGCCUGCUGGGGCGGAAGCAGGCGGCGACAAUGGAAGAGGAGGAAGUAACGUAGGAGGACCAGGGCGGGAAAGCAGCCUGGAGAAUGGCUGCACGAUUGGUGUUGGCACUGGCAGCGGAGGAGAAGGAGGAACAGCAAAGUUACGGGGCCGAGUCGUGUACGACAUGUUGGGUCAAGCUGACGUACCGGAUGUACGAGCAGUACGACCCAGGUCCGCAGCGGCGGUGAUGGGCCGCAGCCGACGCGGG
This is a messenger RNA of Astrephomene gubernaculifera, 1983 nucleotides long. The record is from the annotation of a GenBank genome assembly. Lineage: Eukaryota; Viridiplantae; Chlorophyta; Chlorophyceae; Chlamydomonadales; Astrephomenaceae.